CUUCACCACAACCCGAGCUCCAGACGUGAGAUGCAAAAAUGCGGACAUGUUUGGGCUCAUAGAGAUCGGUUGCUGGGGCUAUAGGAUGUGUGUCAAUGGAGAUUACGUUGAAUACCUGUGUCCGGAGAAACAGCGCAACAUUUUCUGUUCGCAGUUUGAUAAUUGCAAGUCCUAUUGCCGGUGCUACGGGGGACAAGACGUCGGCCAGUUUUAUUGUGCAGGAAGUCUGGUGUUCAACGAAGCCAUCCAGACCUGCGACUUCCUAACAAACGUCCUCCCGCCAUGUGGCAACAAACGCCCAGACAACACAACAGCAUCACCAAUCAUUGGGUAG
This is a messenger RNA of Candidula unifasciata, 334 nucleotides long. The record is from the annotation of a GenBank genome assembly. NCBI's taxonomy places the organism in Eukaryota, Metazoa, Mollusca, Gastropoda, Stylommatophora, Geomitridae.